UUGUGAAUGUAUUUGUGUCGACUUGCUGAAAGGCUUUUGUCAACAGAAAGUCAUCGUAAACUCGUCAAUAUUCUUCAAACAAUCAUCUUAAAAUGCUAAAACGAGCAUCUCCGCUUUUGUUUAAUCUAUUCAGUUCCACGAGACAACCAGUGUUUGUGCAAUUAAGCAAGAGAAAAGCAUCUUUAUAUGAGCCACCUUAUUUAGAAGCCUUGAAGCCUAAAUAUCCUACUUAUGAUGUAAUUAACGUAAAGAUAACUGGAUAUGAUUAUCCAGUUCUUGAGAGUUAUCAGAGAUUUGUUCAUAGAAUUGCAGAAUCAUUGGAUUUUGAUGUCUCCGAAUGUUGGGCACAUCCACCGAAAAAAACAAGAGUCGUACGAUAUAAACCAAAUAGCUCUAACAUAGAAAGUGAAUAUAAUCUGACAAAGUAUGAGAGAUAUAUCCAGAUCUCGGAUUUAUUAGCACCAAUCUAUCCAGUCUUUCUGCGUUUUAUUCAAUCUGGACUUCCCGAAGGCGUCACUUUAUCUGUUGUGCAUCAUACAGACUUUAUUGAGGAAAGUCGAUAUGUUCCAGAUAAAGAGCUACUCGAUCUUAAGGCACAGUUGGAUGCAGCUGGUGGACCAAUAACAAAAGGACGGAAAUAA
Chironomus riparius is the source of this 641-nucleotide messenger RNA. Lineage: Eukaryota; Metazoa; Arthropoda; Insecta; Diptera; Chironomidae. The record is from the annotation of a GenBank genome assembly.